Molecule: messenger RNA, 1971 nt
Organism: Ziziphus jujuba (common jujube)
Lineage: Eukaryota; Viridiplantae; Streptophyta; Magnoliopsida; Rosales; Rhamnaceae
Exons: 2
Coding region: 1-1569 (522 amino acids)
Source: RefSeq, a predicted model, not a curated record
AUGGAUGUGGUUCAGAAAGAAGGCCAGGAAGGACCGCAGAGGGACAACAAGGGCAAAGUGAAGAACAGAACGUUGUGUGCUAAAUCUGCCUCCUUUUCCAUCCAUUUGUGCAAGAUGAACCAACAGAAUCAAGGAUCAGGCUCUCAAUCACCUGCAGACCCUCCUGUGAAGCGAAAACGUGGACGUCCACGCAAGGAUGAGAAUUUGGUUCAGUGGGAGGGCAUGCCUGCGCCUGAUAGUUUGAAGAAAAACAAGCAAAAUGCUAAUACUGGUGAUGAAGAUGAAAUGGUUGGUCAAUUGGUUUCAGGUGUAAUUGAAGGUUCAUUUGAUGCUGGAUAUCUUCUUAAUGUGAAGGUAGGCAAUACUGACACCGAGCUGAGGGGUGUCGUAUUUCUACCAGGGCGGUUCACUCCAAUUACUGCAGCAAAUGAUGUUGCUCCAAAUGCAAAGAUGUACAAAAGAAAAGAGAUUCAUGUCCCAAAUCUUAACCAGAAAUCUCCACUUUAUGAUGCUGUUCACCCAGAACAAAUUAAUAAACAACCUACUGAGCAGAAAAACAAAGUGCCUACACUUGCAGAGCAAACUCAAUCUUCUAAUUCUCAGUCUGGCAUCCCAGUGAUAGUAGAGAACCAAUCUUCGAUGGUUAUGGUACCUUUGGCUGAUAGUUCGGUAAAAGAUGAUCCAGGUCUUUCCUUUGGAGGAAAAGUUGUGCCUUUGCAAAUUUCGGACCCUGGACUUGAUGGUCAGCCCACCUCCAUAAAGCAUGAUAAAGCUCUUGAACAGGAUGGGAUGUUGCAUGAAGUUGAAGUCUGCACGGUGACAAAAGGACCUAAUUAUUUAGAGUUAAACAAAGAAUCAAAAGCGGAAGCAGCAUCAGAACCAGUUCUUGACAAAUUGCCAGGCAUUGAAACAAUUAAUAAGGAGUCUCAAAUUCAACAUCAAGUUAUAAGUUCUGACGAUAAGAGUGGAAUGGUUAAUGAGGUGAAGAGUCCAAACCUUGAACUCAACCAAACUCCUGUAGUUGCUAAACCUGAUUCCAUAUAUUCUGAACUUCCUAGUGGUAAACCAGUCGAAAAUGUCACAGAAAAACAAGCUUCAACAGAUGAAAAUAUAGCUCAAGAUAUACAAUCAGGUGAUGCUAUUAAGAUUUCAAAUGGAGAGGGUAUGCCUGUGAUGUUUGAGGGAGAUACUGUUCCUUCCGAAUCCAAGCUUGAAUCUGAAGGAUCUGUACAUCCUGGACACACUGCCGGGUUAGGCUCAUACUCUCCAGCAAAUUCCAGCCGACCAGCUAUGCUAUUUGAGGGAGAGGCCGUUCCAUCUGAAUCCAAACUAGCAUCUGAAGAAUCUGUUCUUCCAGGACAUGAUACUGGGUUAGUUUCAUUCUCGGCACCAAAUCUCAGCCAACCAGCAAUGAUAUUUGAAGGAGAAGGCAUCCCAUCCGAAUCCAAGCUUGCAUCUGAUGGACCUAUCGUUCCAGGACUGAUUCAACCCCAGAUCUGCAGUUCUUCUGGUGCCAUUGGCAACAUGAAAUGUGAUAUCAAUGAUGCCAUUCCACCUUCACAAUCUUAGAUCCAUCAAGUGGUGUCAAAUAUUCCUGUUGGACAUGAGUUUGGUUUAUUAAACACAGAGACAGGAAAAUUGAAGAAAACCAAAAUCCUUGUAGAGUCGUGGCCUUUAGGAAUAAAACAGACUUUGUAGUCGCUUAGUAUGGCUGCAUACUAAAACAGAGUAUCAAGUAGAUGCAAUACUAUAGUAUAGAAUCAGGGACUCCUUUUAUUGACUGCUGGAGAUGGCUUUUAUUAACCAUCUCUCAAGACUUUGUUAUGGAUAUGUACCCUUUUUGUAUGCAUAAGGGUAUUCUUUCCAUUUUGUUAAGUGGCUUUUUUUUUUUUUUUGGGUCAGGCAUUCAGUAGGCUAAUUUCUUUUACUUUUGUUUAUUUAUUAUUAUUAGUAUUAUUAUUAUUUUUAUUA